Messenger RNA from Penicillium cataractarum, 1035 nucleotides. RefSeq names its product D-2-hydroxyacid dehydrogenase family protein. Bases 1 to 1035 code for a protein of 344 amino acids. The record is from RefSeq and is a predicted model, not a curated record. The transcript has 2 exons. Lineage: Eukaryota; Fungi; Ascomycota; Eurotiomycetes; Eurotiales; Aspergillaceae. Gene Ontology annotation, molecular function: oxidoreductase activity, acting on the CH-OH group of donors, NAD or NADP as acceptor; NAD binding.
AUGUCUUCCAAACCCAAAUUCGCCAUUCUCGACGACUACCAAAACAUCGCCCGCGCUCAUUUCGCCCACCUGGAAGACCGCGUCGAAAUCAGCUGCUUCCCCGAAACCCUCGACCCCCGCGAUCCAAUCCAACAAGAUGCCCUGAUCCAACGCCUCCUCCCCUUCGACAUAAUCCUCGCCAUGCGCGAGCGCACCCCCUUCACCGCAUCAACCAUCACCGCCCUGCCCAACCUAAAACUGCUCUUGACGACGGGGACCCGCAAUCUCUCCCUCGACCUCGACACACUCACCCAGCAGGGUGUCACCGUCGCAGGCACGGAGGGUAGACCACCGGGCGUCAACUCGACGGUGCAGCAUACGUGGGCAUUGAUCCUAGGAUUGGCGCGACAUGUCGCUCGGGACGACGCGGCGGUCAAAGCCGGUGGGUGGCAGGGAUCUCUCGGGAUGACGCUUUCGGGGAAACAAUUGGGUCUACUGGGACUGGGGAAGUUGGGGUCGCAGGUGGGCAAGAUUGCGGUGCAGGCAUUUGGUAUGAACGUCCUCGCGUGGUCGACCAAUUUGACCCAGGAAAAGGCCGACGAGCAAGCCCUGGCGCAGGGUUUACCUGCGGGCAGCUUCGUGGUGGCUCCCUCCAAGGCGGAUUUCUUUGCGCAGGCGGAUGUCCUCUCGGUGCAUAGUGUGUUGUCUGAUCGCAGUCGUGGGAUUGUCGGGGCAGUCAAUCUGGCUCAGAUGAAGCCCCAGGCUUUGAUCAUUAAUACCUCGCGCGGUCCCUUGAUUGACGAGUCUGCCCUGUUGGACACGUUACGGGCCGGUCGCAUUCGAGGCGCAGCACUGGACGUGUUUGAUCCGGAGCCGUUGCCGUUGGAUAGUCCAUGGCGCACGACGCCGUGGGGUAAGGAGGGGCGGAGCGAGGUGUUGUUAUCCCCACAUAUGGGGUAUGGUGAAGAGGAUUUGUUGCAUGGCUGGUACCGGGAAGUAGCGGAGAAUUUGCAGCGAUGGUUGAAUGGGGAAGAGCUGGUAAGAAAGAUGAAUUAA